Aspergillus campestris IBT 28561 is the source of this 1227-nucleotide messenger RNA. RefSeq names its product kinase-like protein. Gene Ontology annotation, biological process: protein phosphorylation. The transcript has 6 exons. Gene Ontology annotation, molecular function: protein kinase activity; ATP binding. NCBI's taxonomy places the organism in Eukaryota, Fungi, Ascomycota, Eurotiomycetes, Eurotiales, Aspergillaceae. The record is from RefSeq and is a predicted model, not a curated record. The coding region runs from base 1 to 1227 and encodes 408 amino acids.
AUGACGUCGAGAUCGGCGGAGGCAUCUCACUCUAGGCCAAACCCGGUUAGACCAAACCAGCCCCCAGAUCUAGGUACACACGUGACUGAUCGGUAUAAACAACAGUCGAUUCAACGCGAUGCUGAUCUUCGCUCGUCAACGCCGCGCGUCUUCCCCAGUUCUGGAUGGGAUAAUAUUGACCCUUCCUGCUUGAUUGAGGAAGAGAACAUUCCCACUUACAAACCGGAAAGAUUCUAUCCAGCUCAUAUUGGUGAGAUCUUGAAUCGCCGAUACCAGAUAGUGGGCAAGCUAGGAUAUGGAUCUAGUGCGACGGUGUGGCUUUGUCGGGAUAUAUGGGGCGACUGUUUUAUAACGUUAAAAAUAUACGCCGCGCUGACCUCACCGACUCGAGAGAUUGAGGUGUAUAAACAUCUAAGCACCAUUCAGUCCGACCACGCGGGGCAGUCAUGUCUACGUCCGUUAACAGAUAUCUUCCACACCAGGAAUCCAGAUGGCCAUAAAAUGCACACUUGCUUGGUGCACCCGCCUUUGGGGAUUAGUCUUGACCAGUGCCAUGACCUCCAACCGAAUAAUAUGCUGCUUGGUACCAAGGACAACUCGAUCUUAUCAAACUUCGAGCAGGCCGAAUUCGAUGCGCCAAUCCCGCGGAAGACACUCGAAGAUCGUACCAUUUACAUCACACGGCCCCUCCCCAUCUCCUUGGGGACGCCCGUUCUCUGCGAUUUGGGCGAGGCUAGAGUGGGCAUUGACCAGCAACGGGGUGAUAUCAUGCCUGAUGUUUAUCGCGCACCCGAGGUCAUCUUAGACAUGACUUGGGACUAUAAGGUUGAUAUCUGGAAUGUUGGAAUGGUGAUAUGGGACCUGAUGGAGCGUCACCACCUUUUCAAGGCUCGAAACCCUGAUCGCAGAUUAGAUGACGGCGUGCAUCUCGCCGAGAUGCACGCGCUCUUAGGGUGUCCUCCCCGCGAGUUCCUCUCACGAAGCGAGAAGAGCCUGCAAUUCUGGGAUGCAAAUGGGCAAUGGAAAGGUGCAGCUCCUUUCCCAGAUUAUAACCUCGAAACCAGGGAAGAAAAACUCCACGGUGAUGAAAAGUCAGACUUUCUUCGCUUUCUCCGACGGGCCCUAUGUUGGCUACCUGAAAAACGGGCCACUGCCAAAGAGCUUCUCUUUGAUCCUUGGAUGAUGCAUGGUCUCCGCCUCAAGAAGCCCGCGGAGGGUAAUCGCUAA